AUUCCAACGGACGCCCCUUCCACACAAGGUUUCUCUUCACCAAAAUAUCCCCGAGAGCUUCACUUGUGUAGACUCAUCUGAUGGUUGACGGAAACCUGGAUCAGCAUCCAGAAGAGUCGAGUGCUUCGUAGGUGUUUUCUUUUGUGCAGCAUUAUCUAUUUCCUGCAUCCUGUUCGGGCAUAUCGCGUUUUUUCUGCAAAUCUCUCAACGCUUGCCAUCUCCUUAGCCAUUUUCCUCUGCCUUCAACACCCCGAGAGGCCCUUCUGCGGAUCAGGGUACGUUUAAGUACUGCAAGUAUGCCUUUCCAACACCCGGAUAACCAAUACCGUGGAGAAAUGCACAUGGAUCGCUUGGUCCAUGGAGACCUCGACCAGAACAGUCACAACAUGAUAUCGUCUCAAUUGAGCAGCAGCUUCAUCCCUGUCAAUCUCAACGGACAACUGGAAUUCAAGCCGCUAGGCACCCAGGAACAGCCCAGUUCCAGCCCUCGUGUCAGUACAGACUGUUUUAAUGACGGUACUGGAAUCCCUGCAUUUACAAACGAUGGCCGGCGUACAACUCUUAAGAGAGCAGCAUCUUCUGGUGGUGACCGAGGUGUACACAACCGUGGAUUUUGUCUGCCCGCAACCCCUUCCUCCAGUCCCUUCCGAACUCUCAAGGUCACCAAGUAUAGCGUGAAGACUCACAAAUCUUCUGGUUUCGGUACAAACCAUUACAUAGCGCAGGCAACAAUGCAAGAUAACUGCGCCAGCCCGGAGUUGUCGCUACAAUCAACAACGAUGGACUGCCUCACUCCUUAUCCGUCUUACCAAGCCGGGGAUGGUCAAACGAAAGCUAAUGAGGAUGCAAAUCGCGACUUCAUUCCCAAGAAUAUACAGCACCCAGGAGGACAUCUGCUUGACAACUAUUCGACUACAUCUUCAAUCAAUAUCGUCGAUGCUUCACAGAGAGACAUUGAUCUCCCACAUCUUCCCGUUACCAAGGGACCGCACUCUGGCACUGAAGCACACACCACCCUAGAUCAAGCUAAGGCCGAAGGCUCCGACCACCCUCUGCUUUCGUCUGAAACACUGCUUGAACCAGCCACCGACGACACUGGUUUGCCAGACGACUAUCCAAUAGAUGAGUUUGAGGAAGAAGACAUGAUUCGAUUGCUUGAGGAUACAUCAGCCGCUGUCGAGAAUCAUAUGCCGCCUGCCAGUGUGCAGCAAGGAUGGGACAGGGACUCUAGAUCGGCAGAUGAGUAUGACCCAAACCUACAAUUCUCGUCCCGGAGUAAUUCGUCAGAGAUAGAGACUAUGGUAACUUCAAGCGAAAUCCCCGCGGCUGAAAAGUGCGAGGAUGAUCUUCUAGAUGAAGAAGUCGACUGGGGCACAGUAUACGCAAUAACAAGCAGUAUUCCCAAAGACCCAUCUCUCGUUGGAUCCCGUGAGGGGGAGACGACCGAGCCACUUCCUCGAGCUGAAGCGCAGCCUGCAGAGCAUCUCCAGCAGUCCAUACAGCCAGAAAAUUCCGGUCCGUUGUCUCCGUUUGCGCGACCCCCCUUCCCAGAGCGAGUACGCGAUAGAUCCUCAGUCCCUGGAAUGUCCUCGAAUACCGUGCUCCGCACAUGCUUCCGCAUCGGCGAGAUGAUCAGCCAGAGCGCACGGUGCUUCAAUCAUCAGCAGGAAGUGGUUGUUGAGCUAUACGCCAGAGUAACGUACUCGAGCCGCGAGAGCCUUGCUAGAAAGCAGCACUUCCAAUUCGUUGAUCUCUUCAAAGACAGGCAACCCUACCCGUCCGGCACUCUCUCAGGCUGGAGAAUGAACUCUCUGUUGGACCGGCAGAGUCAAGCAUUCAUCAACAUAGGUGGUCCAAAGUUGUGCUGGUGCUUGUGUAAACCUAAGAGAGACACGAAGGCUGCGGUUGGCUGGGCCUUCGAGGUUUUGGGUAUCAGAGAAACCGACUGGGCGCAGAUUCGAUUUGCCAAGGCAAUUGUUUAUGGCGCACUGAGCGAAGACAUGGGAACACCCGCGGCGACCGCUAAACUGUGAGUGGAAGUGCGAAAUGUUGGGCGGAGCCUAUCGUUCUAUAAGAGAUGGAUUCGAAGCGGGGGGUUCUAGGGGUGCUAAUCAGAAUCUCGAGAAAUAUUUUGCUUCCUAGUUAUCAGAAGCUGGGGGGGUAUUGGGAACAUACAUUGUCGGGCUUGCCUUGGCUGAGAUUUGGCUCAAACAUCACGCAAUAGGUUUUGGCUUCAUCUUGCUCAAACACAGGUCUUGGCUCGGGUUUAGUAAAUAUACUACACAUGAGGGUACGUAUACAUCAACUGCUGAUCACACAGAGAAUGGGGCCUAUGUUCACAAAGAUGGACCGCUUGCAGGUUUCAGAAUUU
Messenger RNA from Pseudomassariella vexata, 2371 nucleotides. RefSeq lists its product as uncharacterized. The transcript has 2 exons. The record is from RefSeq and is a predicted model, not a curated record. The coding region runs from base 297 to 2033 and encodes 578 amino acids. NCBI's taxonomy places the organism in Eukaryota, Fungi, Ascomycota, Sordariomycetes, Amphisphaeriales, Pseudomassariaceae.